Mangifera indica (mango) is the source of this 3790-nucleotide messenger RNA. RefSeq names its product pentatricopeptide repeat-containing protein At2g22410, mitochondrial. Gene Ontology annotation, molecular function: protein binding; RNA binding. The transcript has 3 exons. Lineage: Eukaryota; Viridiplantae; Streptophyta; Magnoliopsida; Sapindales; Anacardiaceae. Gene Ontology annotation, biological process: RNA modification. The record is from RefSeq and is a predicted model, not a curated record. Bases 214 to 2310 code for a protein of 698 amino acids.
AGCAGGACACAAACCUACACCACAAUGGAGAUACUCAAACCGCAUAGAUCCUGAUCCAGGCAUCUUUAUCUGUAUUUAUACCGAUCACAUUAUGUUACCUUCAACACCUACCAGGGGGAAGUUUACAAAGCCCACAGUAUGAUCAUAACCAGUGAUUAACAAGUAAUCAUUCAAACCAACACUCUUUCCCGCCUUACAACACCAAAAAUUCUGAUGAACAUUCUAAAUUCAAUCAACCUCAAACCUUUACCUGCAAAACCUCUUUUGAACUCUCUUCGUUCUUCACUUCACACACGCUCUCUCUCUCCUCACCGAGAAAAACCCAUCAACUGGAACACAACCCACACUUUUGUUCUCCAAAGCCCACUUCUUUCUUUGCUAGAAAACUGCAAAUCUCUUUCCCAGUUGAAGCAAAUCCAAGCCCAAAUGACCGUCUCUGGCUUAAUCUCUGAUAGGAUUGCUUUAAGUCGCCUUGUUGCCUUCUCUGCGAUCUCAGAGUCAAAGAAUCUCGAUUAUUGCUCUAAGAUUAUGUUCAAUACACAAAAUCCUAAUUCGUUUUCUUGGAAUGUAGCAAUCAGAGGGUGCGUGGAGAGUGAAACGAUGAGAAAAGGUGUUAUUCUGUAUAAGAAAAUGUUGAGAAAUGGUGGGUCUAGACCUGAUAAUUAUACUUACCCUUUGUUAUUUAAGGCCUGUGCUAGUUUAGGGUUUAAAUUCUUGGGUCUUCAGAUUUUGGGGCAUGUUUUGAAGAUGGGUUUUGAUGUUGAUGUCUAUGUGCAUAAUGCUUUGAUUCAUAUGUUGGUGUCUUGUGGAGAGCUGGGGUUGGCACGUAAGGUAUUUGAUGAAGGUUGCGUAAGAGAUUUAGUUUCUUGGAAUUCUUUGAUUAAUGGGUAUGUUAGGAGUGGAUUUUUGUGUGAAGCAAUAAGGCUUUUUCGAGAAAUGGAAUGCGAGGGGGUUAAGCCGGAUGAGGUGACGAUGAUUGGAGUGGUUUCUUCAUGUGCUCAAUUGGAGGAUUUGAAUCUUGGGAAAGAAUUUCAUAAAUGUAUUGAGGAAAGUGGGUUGAGUUUAACCGUUCCGCUUGCUAAUGCUGUUAUGGAUAUGUAUGUGAAGUGCGGGAAAUUAGAGGCAGCUGAAGCAAUAUUUGAUAAUAUGACGAAGAAAACGAUUGUGUCAUGGACUACUAUGAUUGUGGGAUAUGCCAAAUUUGGAUUUUUGGAUGUGGCUAGGAAGAUUUUUUAUGACAUGCCACAGAAGGAUACUGUACCAUGGAAUGCCAUAAUUGGAGGCUAUGUUCAGGCCAAGCGUGGCAAGGAGGCUUUGGCUUUUUUUCAUGAAAUGCAAGCUAGCAAUGUAAAACCUGAUGAGGUGACAAUGGUUCAUUGCCUAUCUGCUUGCUCGCAGCUUGGCGCACUUGAUGUUGGAAUAUGGAUUCACCAUUUUAUUAAAAAACAAAAUUUUUAUUUGAACGUUGCAUUAGGAACUGCGUUAGUUGACAUGUAUGCAAAGUGUGGGAAUAUAUCAAAGGCUCUCCAGGUUUUUCAUGAGAUGCCAGAAAGAAAUUCUUUGACUUGGACAGCCAUUAUUGGAGGUUUAGCCCUUCAUGGGAAUGCAAAUGAUGCCAUAUCUUACUUCUCGGGGAUGAUUGAUGUUGGCUUGAUGCCAGAUGAGAUAACCUUUCUUGGGGUUUUAUCAGCUUGUUGUCAUGGGGGUUUGGUUGCCGAGGGUCGUAAGUUUUUCACCCAAAUGAAAUCCAAGUUCAACCUGUGCCCUCAGCUUAAACACUACUCUUGCAUGGUGGAUCUUUUAGGUAGAGCUGGACUAUUAGAAGAAGCUGAGCAGCUUAUCAGAAGCAUGCCAAUGAAAGCAGAUGCUGUGGUGUGGGGUGCAUUAUUUUUUUCCUGUCGAAUGCAUGGAAAUGUUUUGCUGGGGCAAACAGCAGCUUCAAAGCUUCUUGAGUUGGAUCCUCAUGAUAGUGGAAUUUAUGUCUUGCUUGCUAACAUGUAUGGGGAUGCCAAUAUGUGGGAGGAGGCUGGGAAAGUACGUAAAAUGAUGAAAGAGAGACAUGUAGAGAAGACUCCUGGUUGUAGCUCAAUAGAGGUUAAUGGCAUUGUCUAUGAGUUUAUUGUUAGAGAUAAGUCUCACCCUGAAUCUGAACAUAUUUAUGACUGUUUACUUCAGCUUACAAAACAAUUGGAGUCUGUUGGAUUAGAUGUUCCUGCCUAUGGAGAUGACUUUCUCUUGGGCUUUGAGCUUGAAAAUCAAUGGUCUACAAUGCAUCAAAUAAACUCGAUGCAUACCUGCAACAUCCCUUAACACAGUCUUGCCAAGAAUAAUAUCAUCUGUCACUUAACUCCAUUUCCUGUGUGCGAAGCUCCCCAGUAAAGUCAUUUCAAACCUGGCCAGCUUUGCAAUUGAUCUGUUAUGGUUGGACUAUCAGCUCCUGUCAAAGUUGGUUACUUCAAUUUUGAUCUUAAACCUUGUUGCGGCCCAAGGGGAGAUUUGUAAAUCUUGCUCAUAACAUAAUCAACAUGAAGACGUUAAUCCUGGUGAAGGGAAACAGAGCAACAUGGUGCCAUUCUCAUGCUGGCCUUAUCACUUGACAAGAUUGGCCAAUCUAAAAAAAGGUCAAGAUCUCUGGCAAGGAGCUGGAAAUGGUUUUAUUUCAGAACUUAAAAAAUCAGAGUUGUCAAUUGUGUUGUUUCCAUUCCUUAAUCUAAAAUUUUCUUACUAAGCUGGGAUUCAUCUGGCAGAUGGAAGGCUGUCUAGAAGAGUUUGAGGAGACAAUUAGACAGCUUGUUUGCUGUCUUUGAAAAUAUCCCAGUCAAUGUCUCUUUGCUGAUCAGCUUGACCGCAUUCAAUGUUUCACACGUAAACACUUAUCCUAUUUUGCAGCGUUCUGCUAGAAUGUGAAAAUAUCUCAGUCAGGUGUUGAUUCACACAACAUGACUCCAAAGUUCUAGACGUGUUCAAUAAACGAGACACACUUUGGAAUGUGCAGUCCAAAACAGACAAUAUAUUACUUGCCAUCCACUUUUCCUGGAAAUGUUUGGGUAAGCUUCCUUUUUUAAACCAGGCCAGUAAGAUGACACUAUAAUCUACAAGUUGGUGGAUACUGUUCGAACAAGUUUGAAGCCUGACCCGGUAUUGUUAACUUCUCUUAUUUGUUUGUUUGAAAAAUGGAAUUGUGGGGGUUGGUUUAUCUUAAUUCAUAACAAAUGCAAAGUAUCCUGACUCUCCCCAUCUAGUAAUCAGAAGCAGUAGGUAACAAAAACUAAAGGAAGAAAGAAAUGCUGUAAGUUUUGGAUUAAGCUACUGCAGGAUUAGCCGCAAAACUGAGUGUACUUGUGGAAAAAGAAAAAGAAUAAGAAAUUGCAGAGACAAAAAGGAAUGUGGGGAGUGAUGAUUUGUCUUGGCUUGCACGCUAAAUUAUGUUUGAAAUGAUUGUCAUUGAGCAUUCUUCAUGUCCAUAUUCAUGGUUAUUGAUGGUGUGUGUGGCUUUGGCUUUGCUUCUUUGUAAAAUUGUCACCACAUCGCUGACAGGCUCUGGCCUUUUUCGAGUGAGAGCAGUGAUUGCUUCAGCCAUGGCGUUGGCACAUCAACAUCAUUUAUGGGGAUGCCGUAACAUUUUCUUACGUGGGUCUACUUUCUCUUCUGUAAUUUUAUUUAUAAUAAUGAUGACAGUCCCCUCUUCUUCAUUGUAUUUUGUUUGGAUUCUUUUUAUGAUUUUUGUCCUACAUGACUCAUUUUUUAUUGUGUUCAUAAUAUGCAUGAGAUUGGAAUCCUAAAACCCAUA